Jaculus jaculus (lesser Egyptian jerboa) is the source of this 777-nucleotide messenger RNA. It is a transcript of the gene Rmp24, whose product is annotated as chromosome 15 C18orf21 homolog. The coding region runs from base 49 to 699 and encodes 216 amino acids. The record is from RefSeq and is a predicted model, not a curated record. Lineage: Eukaryota; Metazoa; Chordata; Mammalia; Rodentia; Dipodidae. The transcript has 5 exons.
UCCGGUGUCUCCAUUUUCAGCGGCGGGAAAGCGGCGUUGGCUUCAGCAAUGCGGCAGAAACACUACCUGGAAGCUGCGGCUCGCAACCUGAGCGGGAGCUGCCCGGGCCAGGCCCGCUACCUUCUCUGGACCUACAGCUCGUGCCACGAUGAAAAUAGGACUUUUGAGGAAACAUGCCCAUACUGUUUCCAGUUGUUGAUUCUGGAUAACUCUCGAGUGCGCCUCAAACCCAAGGCUAAAUUGACACCCAAAAUACAGAAACUACUUAAUCGAGAAGCAAGAAAUUACACACUCAGUUUUAAAGAAGCAAAAAUUGUGAAAAAGUACAAAGCCUCCAAAAGUAUAUUGCUGGUUACUUGUAAAACUUGCCAUAGAACAGUGAAGCAUCAUGGUAAAAGUAGAAGCUUCCUAGAAGCACUGAAGAGCAGUCCCACCACUCCUGCAAGUAAACUCAGCCUGAAGACACCAGAGAAAAAAACUCCGUAUCCUGCAAACCUAAAUCAGAUGACUGGUUCCAAAGGCAAGAGCCCAGCAUUGACUUUCAGAACACCUACGUCAGGACACUCAACACCCAUUUGCUCCUCAAAGAAUGCAAGCAGAAGAAAGAAGCACUUCUCUCAGCUAAAAACACUGCUUAGUCAGAAUGAAUCCCAAGAGAAUCCAAAGCUGGACUUCAGAAACUUCUUAUCUUCUCUGUGAAAUGUGGAUUUUGAAAAUGAGAAAUGUUUAGUACAAUUUCUGAAACUAAAGUUAGUAAACAACUUUUUCUUACCUUGA